AUGGCACCUAACUGGACUUUGACGAAGCCUCAGGCCGUCUAUGCUGGAGUUGGGCUUGCGCAGGAUAUCAUUACGCCCAAAAGCAUCUGCGAGGGCCUCAAGCAGCACGCUAACGAGUACCGCGGCCACCCGGCCUACGAGUCCGGCCUAGUUGCACACUUCAAAGUUGCGAUUGACGAUCUUGUGAGGCGCCAGAAGCAGUUCCCCAUGCAUGAUGAGAUGGCUGGCGUGCUCUGGGAGUACUUGUUCACUGACUUGAAAUUCAUCACCAAGGAGGUCAAAAAGCACGUUGCUUUUGCGCGCUGGACGCGCCGCAUUUCGGACGAGUCAACGCGGACGCACGGCCAGUUCUCGCUCGCGUUUCAGAAGGAAAUACUCCUGACGCCACCCAACGACUUCCCGGACUUCGACUUAACGCAUCCUGCGUGGUACCUCGGCCCCACGCGCUGGUGGGGCUUAUAUGAACAUAUAUUUUACGCGCCCAACGCCCAGUUCACGCGCGAGACGCUCGCCAACGUCUUCUCGAAGAAUAUCGACGACGACGACGAACACAUCCUCGACGAAGCGAUGAUCAGGUUCGGUGACGCCGAAGCCACGCCGGGAGCGUCAGCCACGGCGGGAGCGUCGGCCACGGCGGGAUCCCGCGCGACCACUGCUCCUGCCGCGUCAACGAAAGGUGGGAAGGCGAAGGAGAAGGCUAAGGAUGAGGACGAGUACGUUCAUGGUGAGGAUAGCGAGGAGGGGAGUGUCGCGGAUGAGGAUGAGGAGUUGGCUGCGGACGCGGAGGAGGAGGAGGAAGAGGAGGAGCCGAAGAAGGGAAAGAAGGGAAAGGGGAGGGCGAACCCGCGGACGCAGGGAAGGGCGAAAUCGAAGCCAGCGGCUGGGAAGGCAACGGGCUUUCAAGUGCAGGAUUCCGACGACGAGGACGGCAAAGCCAAGAAGCGCAAGACUCGCAGCAACAACUGGGGUCUCCCAGGCGGCAUUGGACGUGAUACCAUCGACUUCGGCCUGACCUAUACGCAGAUCCUCGCGAAGAAGCCGGCCAAGGGCCCCCUCGACGCAGGAUUAAUCUGGAGCAUCUACGAGAUGCAUGGCCUUGCCAGUGGCGAACUUCUGGAGCUUCCUAAGUGCGACGAGUGCGUCAAACGCAACUGGCCAUGCAUCUUCCGCGGCUCGCAGUCGUGUCAAGGCUGUCACACGGUCAACGCAAAGUACAGCCACCAGCACACGACCUUCGUCGACGGCAACAACAAGCCGUUGAAGGCCAGCGACUACCGUCCUUACCUUCCCAGGCACAUCGACAUGGUGGAGCAGCUGCUCGCGGGCGCGUUCAUGUCGAAGGAGCAGCAUAGGGCCUGGUUGGAUGAUAAAUACCGCAUCCAUGACUCGCUCACGCCAGCUGGGCGCGCCUUGAUCCAGGCUGAACAGCAACAGGCGGCUCUUUCGCACGCCACGCGCAAGGCCAGCUCAGCGCCAGAGACCGCUGCAUCCGACGCACCGUCCCAGCAAGCAGAUGACGACGGGCCUAUGGACAAUACAGCUGCUCUGGACGUGCCCAUGGAGCUCGAUGUUCCACACGACGCGUCACAGGAUCGCAAGCGCGCCCGUUCUAUCUCCAACCCCUCUGGAAACGCGCCAACAAGCGAUCCGCGCCCGACAAAGAAGCUUAAUAUGCAGAACAAGUCCGCAUUGUUGUCCGGAGCCACGGCGGGGUCACCUGCAGCCACGGCGGUCCCGGGAGCGUCGACAAGCUCAAGGUCGGUGCAGCCUGGUCAGUCAAGUGAGUGGGCGCCCCGGAAGGCUCCUGUCGUCAGUCUUCCGCCAGUUGGGACGGCGGCCGCGUCUGCCACAGCAGCUGAAUACGCGCUCUUGCGUACGCGCAUCGACGCACUUGAGCUGAGCCACCAGGCCCUCAUCAAGUCCACGGACGAGUACCGGAAGCAGAACGACGCCAACUAG
Peniophora sp. CBMAI 1063 is the source of this 1959-nucleotide messenger RNA. NCBI's taxonomy places the organism in Eukaryota, Fungi, Basidiomycota, Agaricomycetes, Russulales, Peniophoraceae. The record is from the annotation of a GenBank genome assembly.